This is a messenger RNA of Salvia hispanica, 1174 nucleotides long. Its product is annotated as adenylate kinase-like. NCBI's taxonomy places the organism in Eukaryota, Viridiplantae, Streptophyta, Magnoliopsida, Lamiales, Lamiaceae. The record is from RefSeq and is a predicted model, not a curated record. Gene Ontology annotation, molecular function: AMP kinase activity; ATP binding. Gene Ontology annotation, biological process: nucleobase-containing compound metabolic process.
GAAAAGAUUCUCCGCCGCAUUACCCACUUCGUAAAACUCCACAUUUCUUUCUCUUUCUCUUCCUCCAACGCUUCGCUUUCGAUUUAUCCUUCUCGAUUCCGUCUCCACCACCGCUAAAUGGCGGCCAUGAUCCGCCUCUUCCGAUCCUCCUCCGCCGCAUUUUCGACCCGGAGGUCCCUCUCCUCGGCCGCCGCGACCGAAUUCAAACCCCGCGUGGAUCCCAAGGGCAGGAACGUCCAGUGGGUGUUCCUCGGGUGCCCCGGCGUCGGGAAAGGCACCUACGCCAGCCGCCUCUCGGUUCUCCUCGGCGUCCCGCACAUCGCCACCGGCGAUCUCGUCCGCGAAGAGCUCAAUUCCUCCGGCCCCAUGUCGAAGCAGCUCGAGGAGAUUGUGAACCAGGGCAAACUGGUAUCCGAUGAGAUCAUCAUCAAUUUAUUGUCAAAGAGGCUUGAGUCAGGAGAAUCAAAGGGAGAAUCAGGAUUCAUACUCGAUGGUUUUCCUCGAACAGUAAGACAAGCGGAAAUACUAAAUGAUGUGACCGAUAUUGAUCUGGUCGUAAAUCUGAAGCUCCCCGAACAAGUACUAAUAGAUAAAUGCCUCGGAAGAAGGAUUUGCAGUGAAUGUGGGAAGAACUUCAACGUGGCCACAAUCGAUGUCAAGGGAGAGAACGGGAAUCCGGACAUAUAUAUGGACCCCCUUCUCCCGCCUUCACACUGUGCUUCAAAGCUCGUAACUCGUCCUGAUGAUACCGAAACUGUUGUGAAGCAAAGGUUGGCGGUCUACACUGAAAAGAGCCAGCCAGUGGAGGACUUCUACCGUUGCCAAGGGAAACUGGUCGAGUUUGUCAUACCCGGUGGGAUCCCGGAGUCGUUGCCAAAGCUGCUCGAAGCUCUGAACCUCAACGAAAAUGAGGAGAAACAGUCGGCAGCAGUGUAGGUUUUCUUAGGAUGUGGAGUUCAAAUUUUGCAGACAUCAUAACUUUUGAUAUUUUUACAGAAUACCUUAUUAUUUCAUGGGGAAAAUAAGAAAACUAAGAGUGUAGUGAUGCUGAACAAUCCCUUUUUAGAUUUCCAACUUUGUUGUAAGAUUAUUUAACAAGUUUGUUUAUUUUUUUUCCCACUUGUUCAAGUGUAAUAAUAAAACUAUGAUAUACUAUUGGAUAUCCAUUCUUUCA